Messenger RNA from Chironomus riparius, 776 nucleotides. NCBI's taxonomy places the organism in Eukaryota, Metazoa, Arthropoda, Insecta, Diptera, Chironomidae. The record is from the annotation of a GenBank genome assembly.
AUGAUCAGAAUAAUAUUUUUAUUACUUUCAUUAAUAAAUUUAACAUUUUGCUGCCGAGGGUGCAUUGAUUUGGACGAAUUGACAUUUGCGAAAACCAUCAGUAAAUUUAGAACAGCUUUAGUAAAGUUUGAUGUUUCAUUUCCCUACGGCUCAAGUCAUGAAGCAUAUUCAGCAUUUUCUCAAGCAAUCAGUAACAAGACGUUGAAUAGACACAGUCAUCCUGAUGUUUUAAUUGCCACGAUAGGUGUAAAAGAUUAUGGUGAUUUUGAGAAUAAAAUAAUAGCAGACAGGUAUGAUAUUAAAGCAGAAUCAUUUCCUGUCAUCAAGCUGUUCAUUGAGGGCGAUUUAGACAGUCCGAUACAUUUUGAAAAAGGUCAAGAAGAUAUCACAACAGCCAAACUAUUUUUAUUCCUAAAAGAACAUUCAAAGGUUUAUAUCCAAGCUCCGGGAUGUAAUCGAAAAUUGGAUGAAAUAACAGAAGAAUUCAUGUUAGAGAAAAGUCAACGUACAGAAAUUUUAAAGAAAGCAGAAGAAGUUAUAAAAAGAAUUGACUGUGUAGAGGAAAAGAGUCUAGUAAAGUUCUAUACAGUACUAAUGAAGGGAAUUAUCGACAAUGGUGAUGCUUUUGUCAACAAGCAAAAAGAACGAAUGGCAAAACUGCUAAAAGAUAAAUUAAGCGAGAAGAAAGUUGAGGAACUGUCAAAAAAAUUAAACAUUCUUAGCUCAUUUAAAUAUCAAGAAAAUUCCAAAGACGAAUUUUAAUGAAAAGUCUCAAG